CUGCCAACCUCCAAUAAAACUCAAAAGCCGAAAAGAACCACACUUGAAGAUGGCGCUGCGUCCUGCUUGCGCUGCUGCCUUGCGAGCCAGGACAGAUUUAGGGGUCAAUAAUGCGAGGACAUUCGUCACAACAGCAUUCCUGUGCAAACGGACCCCGCCUUUGGGUCCAAUGCCAAAUGAGGAGUAUCAAAAUGUAGACCUGGAGUCAUUAGAGAAGUAUCGCAGCUACAAUCGCUACUUUAGACAAGCCCAGGAGGCGAGGUACAAACCUGCCUGGUGGAAGACCUACAAGGCCCACGUGGAUAAAGCUGAUCCUGAGCAUGGUGAAGAGAAAGUGAACAUUGGCCUUUCAUCCUAUCGAACCAGCAGGAUCAAAGAGGUGAGGGAGAGGAAGCAGGUGGUAAAAGCCAACAAGAACAACCCUGAGCUGGAGAGGGCUUUUCGUCUGCGCACUUUUAAGAUCCCUCUGGAUCGAGUGCAUGAAGUCUGGCAGAAGACCUGUGCUCCGGCUCAUAUAAGGAGACUGGCAGACCAUUACGGAGUCUUCAGAGAUCUCUUCCCCAAAGCAUAUUUUCUACCUCAAGUUCCACUCCAGAUCUUCUAUAGCCAGGACAGAAGUGGUCAAGUGCAUUAUGGGAAUAGGCUGACACCAACAGAAGCAGCAUCUGUCCCUCAGAUCAGCUUUGAUGCAGAAGAAGGCUCCCUGUGGACUCUUUUGCUCACCAGUCCAGAUGAGCAUCUUCUGGAUAAUGAGGCAGAAUACGUCCACUGGCUGGUAGGGAACAUACCAGGUGGAUCCGUGCAGGCUGGAGAGGAGCUGUGUCACUACCUGCCCCCCUUCCCUGCCAGAGGAACUGGCUUUCACCGUUAUAUUUAUGUCCUCUUCAAGCAGGAGGGACCCAUCAACUUCCAGGAGGAUGUCAGGCCGUCCCCAUGUCAUUCUCUGGUGGAUCGAUCAUUUAAGACGGUUGAUUUCUACAGAAAGCACCAGGACAACAUGACACCUGCAGGCUUGGCCUUCUUCCAGAGCCAAUGGGAUGAAUCCGUCACCAACACCUUUCACAGCACACUCAAUAUGAAGGAGCCAGUGUUUGAGUUUAUCCGGCCUCCAGUGUACCACCCUCCACAGGUUAAAUUCCCUCAUAGACAGCCCCUACGAUACCUGGACAGAUACAGAGAUGGGAAGGAGCACACAUAUGGAAUAUAUUGAUUAUGAGACACACUCACAGAAGUGAGAAAACUCAUAUUUCCAUUGCACAUUAUAAAUGUGGCAUAUUUAUGUUAGAAAAAUAAAGCCUUUUUUUCAUCCGUGCCGAGAUUGCAUUCUGUUUAUAUCUUCCAAUCAGAUUAUAUUUUUGAUUCUAUAUGUCAGUCAGUGGGAUAUUUCAAAUAUAGUUUUUGAUACAAUUUGAUAGAGAGUUUGGGUGAAAGAACAGGUGGUUGAUUGAAGCAUGGAUGUGUUCCAAUUCCCACACUACUUAGUUUCCCAGAAACUAUUUAGCUUGUCCCAAUAGAGACAGAG
Messenger RNA from Centropristis striata (black sea bass), 1522 nucleotides. RefSeq names its product mitochondrial ribosomal protein L38 (gene mrpl38). The transcript has 9 exons. The record is from RefSeq and is a predicted model, not a curated record. NCBI's taxonomy places the organism in Eukaryota, Metazoa, Chordata, Actinopteri, Perciformes, Serranidae. Gene Ontology annotation, cellular component: mitochondrial large ribosomal subunit. The coding region runs from base 50 to 1210 and encodes 386 amino acids.